AUGUCAAAACGUUCUUCACAAGAUGCUACUGCUCUACAAAGUGGUAGUUUAAGUGACACUACCCAUUGUGGUUCCGCGGUCGCAAAAACUACCUCAAAAAGAGGUGUCUUUUUCCGUAAAAGUACCCCCUCUUCUCAUGCAAAAGAUGGGUAUCCUCAUGCAAAAGAUGGGUGUUCUCAUGCAAAAGAUGGGUAUCCUCAUUCAAAAGAUGGGUAUCCUCAAACAAAAGAUGGGUAUCCUCAAACAAAAGAUGCAUAUCCUAACACAAAAGAUGGGUAUUCUCACACAAAAGAUGCAUAUUCUCACACAAAAGAUGCGUAUCCUCACACAAAAGAUGGGUAUUCCCAUACAAAAGAUGGGUAUUCUCACACAAAAGAUGCGUAUUCUCACACAAAAGAUGGGUAUUCUCAUACAAAAGAUGGGUAUUCUCAUACAAAAGAUGGGUAUUCUCUCACAAAAGAUGGGUAUUCUCUCACAAAAGAUGGGUAUUCUCACACAAAAGAUGGAUGCUCGGAACGUUUGACUGGUAACAUAAAUCAAGCUGAAUCUAUUUCAUUAAAUGGGUUGCAAUUCGAUUCUACAAAAUCUUCUUUUUCAUCUUCAACAAAUUCAUAUUCUCCAAUCAUAUCCACUAGCAACGCAGCAGUGCAGACUUCCAUAA
This is a messenger RNA of Racocetra persica, 661 nucleotides long. NCBI's taxonomy places the organism in Eukaryota, Fungi, Glomeromycota, Glomeromycetes, Diversisporales, Gigasporaceae. The record is from the annotation of a GenBank genome assembly.